This is a messenger RNA of Sphaeramia orbicularis (orbiculate cardinalfish), 2035 nucleotides long. RefSeq names its product serine/arginine-rich splicing factor 11-like. Gene Ontology annotation, molecular function: RNA binding. The record is from RefSeq and is a predicted model, not a curated record. The transcript is spliced from 11 exons. Gene Ontology annotation, cellular component: nucleoplasm. Bases 431 to 1576 code for a protein of 381 amino acids. NCBI's taxonomy places the organism in Eukaryota, Metazoa, Chordata, Actinopteri, Kurtiformes, Apogonidae.
UGACUCUCCAAUGCCAGUUACAUCCCGUGUAUGCUUUGUGAAGUUCCAGGAGCCAGAGUCCGUUGGAGUGUCUCAACAUCUGACUAACACUGUUUUUGUGGACAGAGCAUUGAUUGUGGUCCCAUUCGCUGAAGUAGCGAAGCCGCCAACGUGAGUCGCUUGUUUCAGUCUAUAUGAAAAUUGAGGGCACACCCAACUGGAGAAGCAGCUGUGCUUGCUAACGUUUGGUUCAUGACUUAAAAAACACGUUCAGGUGAUUCUUGGCAGUGUUCCUUGGAGUAGUGUGGUAUAUUCCAGCAAUAGAUAUGUCACUGCAAUGAUUAAGUUGAAUUAUGGGAUCUCUUCUCAGAUCUGUAAGGUAACCAUUUUGUUGAAACUAAUUUGAAGAAAUGCAGUGUGAAGACUUUUUUCCUCUGCUCAGUUACUUGAUAUGCACACAAAGAUGUUGUUCUCUUCUAAUGCCUGUUUUUAUUUUCCUGUAGGCUCUAUCCCAGAUGAGACUAAAGCUUUGUCACUGCUGGCGCCAGCAAAUGCUGUUGCAGGAAUCCUGCCAGGAGGAGGACUUCUUCCAACACCCAAUCCGAUCUCCAGCCCACCUCUUGGAGGGAAUCCUUUCGGUCCAAACAUGGAUGCAUUGGCUGCAUUUGGAUUUCAAGGACCUAACAUGAAUCCACAGGCGGCUGAUCAGUUCUUAAAGUUUAUGACCGAUCCAAAACUGAACCCCCUGGCUGCAGGCUUAAGCCUGAAUCCAGGCCUGAAGGCUGACGCAUCAAAUAAAGAAAUCGAAGAGGCCAUGAAGAGAGUCAGAGAGGCACAGUCGCUUAUUUCUGCUGCAAUUGAACCUGGAAACAAGGACGGCAAAAAGAAACGCUCUCGGUCGAGAUCCAGGUCCAGGAGGAGGAGGUCCAGAUCCCGUUCAAGACAUAGACGGACAAGGAGUAGAUCAAGGAGACGAUCAAGUUCUAGAAGCAAAAGGCGCUCCAGAAGUCCACGGCGGAGAGGUGCUCACUCGAGGGAUCAAGGCCGGCGAUCUCGCAGCAGAUCCAGAGACAGGAAGAAAGAUGACUCUGGAAGGAGACGAUCCAAAACGCCACCCAAGAGCUACAGCACAGCCAGGAGGUCCCGUAGUGUGACCCGGAGACACAGAAGAAGUCGCAGCACCAGCCGGUCUCCAAAGAAGUCUCCUAAAAGAAGCCCCAGGUCUCCAUCUCCUCGAAGACACAAGAAGGAGAAGAGAAGGGAUAAGGACAGGGACAGAGACCGCAGGAGUGAUAAAGACCGCAGCCGCGAUGAAAGUGAGCACUCCUCCAGUAAGAAAAAAAGAAGUAAAGACAAAGAACGAGAGCGGGAGCGGGACAGGAAAUCAGAUGGAGAGAAAGAUGUAAAGAUCACCAGGGAUUAUGACGAAGAAGAACAAGGUUACGACAGCGAGAAAGAGCGAGAGGAAAGGAAGGAUUCAGACGACUCCAUGUCCCCUCGAUCAGUGGAAGGCAACGGCACUGGCCGGACGGUGAAAGUGACCAAAGUUAACGGCUCUGAUGAUCACCACGAAGAGGACAUGGAUGUCAGCGAUUAAAUAUGCCGUCCCUUUUUGUGUAUCUACCUUCAUUUUUACCUAGUUCUGGUUGUGAACAUGUUGUGUAAUCCUUACAAGGGUAAAUCUACAAUGUGAAGUGUACUUAAAAUGCAUCAGUCUUGCAGAAGGGUGGUUCUGUGUAACAAAUGACGGUGAAGGACUUUUAAGUUAUUUUGCCUAGGGUUUGCCCAUUGACAGUGUCACUUCGCUUUUUAAUGGCUGUAGGCUCUUUUCCUUUACAAAUUUAAUUUGUUAAAACUGGAAAUAAGCUUGCGUUGAAUUUCCUGAGCUGAUUGUCAGAUUUUGUUCUUUAUAUAUUGUACCUUUACAUUUGAGCGUUGUCGUGUGUCCCCUGGCUUCUCUCACCACUGUGAUAGUUACAUUUGCUUCUUGAAAGUGUUGUUUUAUUGGGGGUUUCUUUUAUAAUAAAUCAUAUUUAGAACCAAAAUUUAGAAAUCA